AUGAGUAAUCUAGGAGAAGACAUCGCCACAGCAUCAACAUUCGGGUCUUCACCCCUCUUAGUUUCUCCGUCAGGUGAUACUAUCCCUCUCUCGACUGGAUAUAUCCCUCUUCUCACAAACUAUACAUUGGAAGACGAAUCUAGAAAAGAAUUUCGAAAAGAAAAUAAAGAUGUCGAAAAAGAUUCUCCAAUUUACUUCUCAACACUCGAACUCGUACGUGAUAAUCAGUUCCUGCUACUCACCGGGCCCAGUGGGAGCGGCAAAACGACUUUCGCAAAACAUCUUGCUUUUCGCCUAGCGACUACCACUACGAAAUCAAUUGGAGGUGGUUCUUAUGUGAGAAAUGGGCCAACUCAUGUUCGGAACGAGUCUUGGGAUUUUGAAGGUACCGAUACGAUACCCUGCUAUUUUCCCAUCUCUAGCGUCUCUCAAUUCUCGAUAUUGCUUCUGGAAACGCUGCCUCAACUUAUUGAGAGCUGCAGGGAUAGUAGCAAGCCAGCGUGUCUAUUGAUCAUUCUUGAUUCUAUCGAGUCUCUUGGAGAAGAAGGGCCACAACUUUUAAAAUCUAUGGUCCAUCUAACCCAGAAUCACGAACAAGCAUCAUAA
Botrytis deweyae is the source of this 606-nucleotide messenger RNA. RefSeq lists its product as uncharacterized. The coding region runs from base 1 to 606 and encodes 201 amino acids. The record is from RefSeq and is a predicted model, not a curated record. The transcript has a single exon. NCBI's taxonomy places the organism in Eukaryota, Fungi, Ascomycota, Leotiomycetes, Helotiales, Sclerotiniaceae.